GCACUUUCAGUUUUCAUGUAUUAUUCCAGCUGGUUAUAGUGAAUUUCAGCAUAAAAAUGCAAUUGUAGCACAGAAAAAAUAAAUAUUUAAUACAUGCAGAAGUUUUCUAAGCUGCAGUAGAGAUUUCUGAGGGAAAUUUCAACUACCACUGUGAGAAGUGAAUCUAGUCAGCUUUAGAUUUAACUGAAAUACAAACAGAACACCAUGAUAGGCCAUUAGAGUGUGAGCGUGUGUGUGUGUGUGCGUGUGUGUGUGUGUCAAGAUGCUUUUCAUGAUCCUGUACUGGAUAAACAAUGAUGAAAGCAGCACAUGUCACACUGGUGCUUCUGGGCAGGACAGGCUCGGGGAAGAGCUGCUGUGGAAACACCAUACUGGGCAGAAAAGGGUUCCAGUCCGUCCUCAGCACCAAACCAGUGACCACAGAGUGUGAAAAACAGACUGAGUCCAUUCAGGGGAGACAGGUCACUGUCAUCGACACACCAGACUUCUUUGGUGACUCUUUCCCUGAUCCGAAGUCCCACAUUGACACCUGUAGGUCCUUGGUAUCAGAAGGUCCCUGUAUUUAUCUUCUGGUGUUACAGUUGGGUCGCUUCACAGAGGGAGAGAAGAAGUUAGUGGAACAGACUGAAAGCCUGUUUGGCCGAGACGUCACACAGCGCAUGAUAAUUCUGUUCAGUUAUGGUGAUGAUCUGGAGGGCAUCACCAUUCAGGACUUCCUGAAGAAUGCUCAGAUAGAUCUCAAAGCCCUAGUGGAGAAAUGUGGGAACAGGUGCCAUGUCUUCAAUAACAGGAACACCAGAAGUGACAGGCAGGUGACAGUGCUUCUGAAAAACGUGGAUUUUAUGCUGGACAGAGUUAAAGGGACAAUGAAAAAGAAAAAUAAAGAGUCAGAUUGCAUUGUUUUGUAGACCACUUUGUCAUUCAGGCAAUCUUUGUAGACCACUUUGUCAUUCAGGCAAUCUUUGUAGACCACUUUGUCAUUCAGGCAACCUUUGUAGACCACUUUGUCAUUCAGGCAAUCUUUGUAGACCACUUUGUCAUUCAGGCAAUCUUUGUAGACCACUUUGUCACCUUUGUAGACCACUUUGUCAUUCAGGCAAUCUUUGGAAUUCUUAAUAUUGAGUUUCUAGUUCAUAUAGUUCAGGUGUGUUUAUAGUUCAUAUAAAAACAAGUGUAAUACUAAUAAUGUAGAAAUUAAUCAUCUGUAUUUCAGGAUUAAAAGCUAACAUCAUA
Molecule: messenger RNA, 1233 nt
Organism: Paramormyrops kingsleyae
Lineage: Eukaryota; Metazoa; Chordata; Actinopteri; Osteoglossiformes; Mormyridae
Source: RefSeq, a predicted model, not a curated record